CACGCUCACACACACCGUUAUAUCUCAGUAAACAAGCUGGUGAAAGUGAGCAGACAGCAGGACGUUAACAGGAACUCACAGGAGCAGAGAUGGGUCUUGGAAGGAAGCUGGACGUCCCGGUCAGCGACCUCUCUCUGAUCAGAGGGAUGUGGGAGGUCCGAGUGAAGAAAUACAGACAGAAACAGAAGAAGGAGCAGGAGAGGAUCGAGCAAAGUGCUCUCCCCAAGAUCGACCAGCAGUGGCAGUAUCGUAUACACUGUAAGACACUGAAGACCAAUGAACUCAACCUGCUGCAUCAUUACCUGGAUAGAAGUACACUGACUGAUAUACAGGUGCACACAGAAGCAGAGCAGCAGGAUCAAAAAGGUCCGGAGCAGAGCAAGCUGAGCUUCCAGCUGGACGGUGAUCAGUGGACGGACUUCCCCAGGGAGCUGCAGUGGAUGACUUACCUGAAAGAGUGGCACGUUAGAGGGACAAAGAUCAGUCGGCUGCCUGAGUACCUGGCUCUGUUCACCCAGCUCACCGUGCUCGAGAUCCCCCAAAACACCAUCGCCGACCUGCCACCUGAGAUCGGUAAACUGACAGGUUUGAGGGAAUUAAACGUCAGCUACAACCGUCUGUCCAAAGUUCCUCCAGAACUCGGAAACUGUGAGAACCUGAAGAGACUCGAACUCACUGGAAACCACAACCUGUCCGAGCUGCCGUUUGAGCUGAGCAGCCUGAAGCAGCUGCUUCAUCUGGACAUUGCGGAAAACAAGUUCAUAUCGAUCCCCAUCUGUGCUCUGAGGAUGAGCAGCCUGCAGCUGUUGGACCUGAGCCACAACAGUCUGACUGACCUGCCGCAGGACAUGGACAGGUUGGAGCAGCUGGUCACCCUGUUCCUCCAUAAGAACAACCUGUUUUACCUUCCUCACUGUCUCACCAAAAUCUCAACGCUCAAGAUGAUCGUUGUCAAUGGCGACGUGCUCAACUGUAUCCCGACCAAACUGUGCAGAAACCCUGACAUCAAGUUUAUUCGACUGUGCGAUAACCGUGCGAGUGCAGAGAAGAAGAAGACAGAAGAGGAGAAGAAGAAAGAUAAAAACAAGAAGAAGAGGUGGAGAGAGCAGAGAGAGGAGGAUGUGAAGAAGGACAGCAGAGAGAAGGAGUUCAUUGAGGCGUACAUCAGCUCGCUGAAGGACAGAGACACCAUCCCCGACUUUACAACCAAGGUCUCCAUCUCCUGCCUGCUAUGAGGAAGAGGAGGAUGAAGGUGAUCAUGUUGACAGUCUGUGACCAUCUCCACAUUGAAGAGGAAGAAGAUAAAGCCGUAGAGAGCCGGACCCAAACCAUUACAAAGACCUCUGAUACCUGUGAUCAUCCCCUGGGCCACACCUGAACACACACACAAAAUUAAGAAAGGUUUAAUUAUGCAUUCAAAAUAAACUUACACAGAAGAACCAGCACUUCUCUCCUUCAGACAGACAGACAGACAGACAGACAGACAGACAGACAGACAGACAGACAGACCUUGCUGGUCAGGUGAUGCACUGUGUGAUACCAGAGCUGAGACUGCUGGGAAGGUGAUGGAGGACAUGGCUGCUACUGUUCCUGCUGCCCACAUCAUCCUGAAACAGAUAUGAAUAACAGUGUGAACAAAUGACUGUUAUAUAAUUAUAAUAUGAUUAUAUGAUUAUAUAACUUUACAUGCUAAAACAGAAAAUACAAUACAAUAUGUAGACUGUGAGAAAAGAUUAAAAAAGUAUGAGACAUUCAUCUAGUGAAGAAGUGAUAUUGAUAAAAGAAGCUCUUUGUUACAGCCUCCUUCUGAUUAGAAUAAGACCUGGAAAUAUUUAUCUGUGAUAAUUGUGUUAAACAAAUCUUAAAUAAAUUGCCUGUUUUCAGUAAUGCCAUCAC
Cottoperca gobio is the source of this 1896-nucleotide messenger RNA. RefSeq names its product leucine rich repeat containing 2 (gene smim22). NCBI's taxonomy places the organism in Eukaryota, Metazoa, Chordata, Actinopteri, Perciformes, Bovichtidae. The transcript is spliced from 11 exons. The coding region runs from base 90 to 1235 and encodes 381 amino acids. The record is from RefSeq and is a predicted model, not a curated record. Gene Ontology annotation, cellular component: cytoplasm. Gene Ontology annotation, molecular function: protein binding.